AUGCCCAAUACCAACGGGACCAUGGCCGAAAAUCCAUUUGAAGAGCCCCAGCGCCGCAUGAGCGAAUAUACAGCCCAACAGAUCGCCACCCUCCAAGCACGCCUCGACAAGAAGCUUGGCCCGGAGUACAUCUCGUCGAGACCCGGCGCUGCUGGUCAGAGAGUCCACUACCUUGCUGCUGACAAGUGUAUCAACCUUGCCAAUGAAGUUUUUGGGUUCAACGGGUGGUCGAGCUCGAUCGUGAACAUCCAGAUUGAUUUUGUCGACGAAAACCCGAACACUGGAAAGAUUAGCUUGGGACUAUCCGUGAUCGUUAGGGUUACUCUGAAGGAUGGCACAUACCACGAAGACAUUGGAUACGGCCACAUCGAAAACUGUAAAGGCAAAGCUGCAGCCUUUGAGAAGGCCAAGAAAGAAGGCACCACAGAUGCGCUCAAGCGUUCUUUGCGAAACUUCGGCAAUGUGCUGGGUAACUGCAUCUACGACAAGGAAUACGUUUCGAAAGUCACAAAAGUCAAGGCUGUGCCGGCAAAAUGGGACAUCAAUGAGCUCCACCGGCAUCCCGACUUCGCCCCCAAGAAAGAACCCGCUGCGCCUAAACGCGUCCAGGAAGAUGACGAUCUUCCUCCGCAGCCGGCUGUCACCGCCGGGAAACGCAAUCCUAGCGAUUCGAGCAACUUCGAUGGGGACGGGGAAUUCGGAAGCGAUCUCUUCGAUGAAGCGGACUUUGGAGUCGCAGAGGACGUAAACCCCGACGAAAUUGUCAUAGGACCGGACUCUCAAAAACUACAGCAACCGCCCACCCCGUUCAACAACCAAAACACCCACAGAGGCCCCAACAACAACAACCCCCGAUUCCCCGCCGGACCUAACGCAUCCAUCGUAACUCCAUCCAAGCCUGAACGAUUUCCAAACCCACCACCAGCCGCUAGACAAAUCCCUCCGCCCCCACUGAACAAUAGACCCAACGCCGCGGCGCCGAACUUCCAGAACGGCCGACCAAUGCCUCCCGGCCCAGCAAGGCCCAACCAAGACGCCCCCGCAGCCGGAACCGGGACCGGGACAGCCCAGGUCCCCGUGAAACGCGAACCAGGCCCUCCGCCCACCGACACCCGAGCGACACAGGACAUGCUCCCGCCAGGCAGCACGCCGUCGGCCUCAUUCUUCUCCGCGCGAGCAGUCGACCUCCUGCGCGACAACCCGCAGGCCGGCGCCGCGCCCCCGUUCGACCCGCACGCGGAGAGCCCGUCGAUCCGCAAAACCGCCGGCGUGGACCAUACCAAGAGUGUGCCCAUCUCCAAACCCAUGCUGGCUGGUGUGUCGCCCGCCUCGAACAACACCCGCGACUUUGUCAACCCGUCGAGCGAUGUGCAUCGCAAGAUCGGCGUCCCCGGGGGCGGCGGCAUGAACAGCCCACUAAACAGGAAUCAGAGUACCUCGUCAUACCGGCCGUUGACGCGGCCAAACGUUGAUCCCAGGAAUCCUGCGUCUGCGAUGACCGCGAACCGACCGCCGCAGAACAUCAACGGCAAGCGGCCUCCUCUAAACGAUGUGACGAAUGCUUCGAACCCGGGUGGCAGCGGGCCUGCGGCUCCGGGGGCUGGUGUUGAUCCGAAGAGACCGAGAAUCAACGAAGGUGUUGCAGCACCCCAGCAGCAGCAACCGCAACAGUAG
Aspergillus terreus NIH2624 is the source of this 1674-nucleotide messenger RNA. RefSeq names its product RAD52 DNA repair protein RADC. The record is from RefSeq and is a predicted model, not a curated record. The coding region runs from base 1 to 1674 and encodes 557 amino acids. NCBI's taxonomy places the organism in Eukaryota, Fungi, Ascomycota, Eurotiomycetes, Eurotiales, Aspergillaceae. The transcript is spliced from 5 exons. Gene Ontology annotation, biological process: mitotic recombination; DNA recombinase assembly; double-strand break repair via single-strand annealing. Gene Ontology annotation, cellular component: nucleus.